AACUACAUCACCCAGAAUGCAAUAGAGGUCUUUGUCUUUUGUCUUUGGCAAAACUGAACCAUAUUUCUGGAAAAAAUGUAAUAACAAAAUGCAUCAUAAAUAAUUGAGUGUGGACCUUUUAAUACAUUUUUUUUAUUUUGGGUCAACCGCUGGAGUGUUUUUACAUCGUUUGUUCCCAUUCCUGAAAUACACUUUCAGUUUUGUUAAAAAAUAUGAUUUACGGAUAUGAUUUUCAGAUUUCAGGCAUUAUUUACAUGAUAAUUUUUAAUUGUUUUUAUUAACUGUCCUGAGUAAUAUGCAAUACUUCAAAGAUAAAGAAACAUAAUACAAAUAAAUAUCUAAUUUCUUUGUUCUCGUUACAGCAUGUAAACCAGGAUUAUAUUGGUAAUGCUAAAGUUUUACAUUUGUAAAAGACACUCAAAACAUUUUAAUUGUAAGAGUGUUAAGGAAAAAGCUUUGGAAUGUCUGUGCCUGGGGCCCAAUAGUUGGGGAACAUGUUUAUACAGGUUUAGGUGUGCUCUUAAAAAGUAUUGCAAAUCUAUUAUAAACAUUAUCAAGUAUUUGUAGACAUGAAUAUAUCUCAUAUGGAGGGUGGAACACUUUGUUCUUAUUGUAAAACUAAAUAAAAGCAGUUCUCACACGCACCAAAGGGUAAACAUGUUCAUGGAUGUUUUGUCUCAGUGACGUAACGCACGGCCACGCUGGAGAGGGAGCGGUCACGCGCACACUCACAGUCUAUGCACGCACACAGGUAGGCUCUACUAACAUCGGUGCUCAGGUAAACCUGGAAAUCACGGCCGCUGGACUCGAAAUAACACGUUUAAAGGUGUAUUUACCAAUAUGUCAGUCCGCUCAAGACCUGGUUAUUUUCGCCAGGAAGUGAAUAAAACAGUUUGGGAGGUGCCGGAGAGAUACAGAGAUCUGAAACAGGUGGGGACUGGGGCAUACGGUACAGUAUGCUAUGCAUUUGACCGGAAGAUGGGGGCAAAGGUGGCCAUCAAGAAGCUCCAUCGUCCUUUCCAGUCUGCCCUGUUUGCCAAAAGAGCUUAUCGGGAGCUCAGGCUGCUCAAACACAUGAAGCAUGAAAAUGUUAUUGGACUCCUGGAUGUUUUCACCGCAGACCUGUCUCUUGACAAAUUCCAUGACUUUUACUUGGUCAUGCCUUUCAUGGGUACUGAUCUUGGGAAGUUGAUGAAAAUGGAGAGAAUGUCAGAGGACAGGGUUCAGUAUCUGGUCUACCAAAUGUUAAGAGGGCUCAAAUACAUCCAUGCUGCUGGGAUUAUACACAGGGAUCUCAAACCAGGCAAUCUAGCAAUAAAUGAAGAAUGUGAGCUCAAGAUCCUGGAUUUUGGCCUAGCAAGGCAAGCAGACAGUGAAAUGACGGGUUACGUUGUGACACGCUGGUACAGAGCACCUGAGGUCAUUCUUAACUGGAUGCAUUACACACAGACUGUGGACAUCUGGUCGGUUGGUUGUAUCAUGGCAGAGAUGCUGCUAGGGAAACCACUGUUCAAAGGAAACGACCACCUGGAUCAGUUGAUGGAGAUCAUGAAGAUUACUGGUACCCCCACAAAAGAGUUCACUGCCAAACUACAAUCUGAAGAUGCUAGAAAUUAUGUUACAAAGUUACCAAAACUUAGAAAGAGAGAGCUUCGGGCAUUGUUACCAAAUGUUAACCAGCAAGCGAUCCAUGUGUUAGACUGCAUGUUACUCUUGGACCCUGAAAGUAGAGUAACAGCAGCAGAAGGACUGGACCUUCCUUACUUCUCUGAAUUCCGUGAACCAGAGGAGGAGACUGAGGCCCCACCGUAUGAUCAUUCAUUGGAUGAGGCUGAUCAGUCAGUGGACCAAUGGAAAAGACUUACCUUCACUGAAAUUUUGACCUUCCAGCCAAGGCCAGCGGGGACAGAAUCUAAAGAGACAGCUCUCUGAGAUUGCUAAUACUGAACAUGCCAAUAUUUUUACAUCAGCAAGGCUUUGCAUUUUCUUUGUACCAUUUGUUGUAUACAGACUUGUGUGUGAUUUUCUUUGUACUGGUUUUGUGUCCAACAAAACCUGUUUUGUAUCCACAAAAUGAGUUGUGUGCUGUUUUAUUUAGUGUUUCAACUCGUUUUUCUCCCGUGUUAUGCACAGUUAAAUUACCAACUUGAAUCAGACCUGCAACUAACCUGCUGGAGAGUUGGAGGGCAUAGAUCUAGGCAAAUAUGUGAUUGUAGUAGUACUAAACUUUCUCUAUGGAGAGAAUCCUAUCAGGAAAAUUACAGGUUAUUGCUAAUACUAAUUUAAUUGCAUUUCAGUACUUGUAAUGUGAACGUCUGUAAGCCUAUACCUGUACAUCUCUUUGUGCAAUAACAAUUAUUUAAUGAACUCUGACACUUGAGCUUGUUGAAGGGGAAGAAGUCAUUACAGUCUAGUAAAAUUCUGGAAUUUCUGAAUUUUUCAUGAAUUCCAGCAGAGGGCAACAUUUGCACUUGGCAUUUCCCCUAACAACAUUUGCAUGUAAUGCAUUUUCAGAAAGCUGCAGUGUUACACUAGGCACUUAGUGCAUGUCAACUUUGGGUCCUUGGUCACCUCUUAUCCUCAGUGUCUUGAUUGUGUUGCAGUAUGUUGCCUUUUGCUCACAAGUACCUAGUUUAGGGACACGGUUCCCUGUCCCAUGGAUAACUUUUUUGGCCUCUGUUUAGAAUGCUUGUAUGGUUCAUGUGAAUAUCAGAGUGUGUUCUGGUCAAGAAGAAAACAGAGGUGGAGAAAAAUACAUUUUUUCUGCUUUCUUCUUGGCAGCCAGAUGUAAUGACACAAAAAGGAAGAGAGAAACAAUGCAAAUCAUGCAGUUUCUCUAUUUUUGCCAGUUUAUUUAAAGAACUCUGAUUUUGCAACACAAAUAUCUAAUGUUUGUUAGAACAAAUGGCUGUACAGUGCAGAUGUUGUUUAAAGUAUUGGAAAAGUAAUUGUCUUUUAAAAAUCUAGGGCCAUUACAACACUGAAUUUUUACAAUAUGGGUUUUCAAGAAUUUCACUCAUUAAACUCAAGCCAAUUUCCAUCUUUAUAAUGCAGGUCAGAGUACAUUUGGACUGUUAAAUUUAGCUCUGAAUUUUGUGCUUUUCAGUCAAAUUUUAAAUGUCAUAAUAUAAAAUGAAAUUCCAUUGCAAGCACAUAUUUUUGACCAUAUUUAAGAACUAGUUUUCCUUUUUUGAGCUAUUUUUAGUGUCAACGUGUUUUUAGUGGUUUUAGUAUUUAUGAAAUAAUUUCCCUUAAAGUUCACGUAAGUGUCCUUACAGAGAAAUUAAGGGUGUGUUUUGGCUAAAUUCUUUGUUCUUCUGGGUUAGCAGUGGUUUUUGCCUUGCCACACUUCCAUGGAUUUCAUUUUUGGCCAGUGUCUUUCUGAUAGUGUCAAUGACAGUGACCUUUAUUGAUGCAAUAGAGGCCUACAGUUCCUUGGAUGUUGUCCUUGGCUUUAUUGUGACUUCCUGGAUGAGUUGUCACUGUGCUCUUGGAGGAAUUUUGGAAGGUCAGCCACUUACUUCUGGGAAGGUUCACUACUGUGCCAAGUUUUCUCCAUUUGGAGAUAAUGGCUCUCACUGUGGUUCUUUGGAGUCCCAGAGCCAUUGAAAUAGCUUUGUAUCCCUUCCCAAACUGAUGUAUUUCAUUCACCUUUUUCCUCAUCAUUUCUGGAAUUUCUUUCAACCUUGGCGUGGUGUGCUACGGGAGAGAUCUUUUAGCCAACUUCGUGCUGCUGAAAAAGUUAUUUUUAGGUGUUGAUUUGAUAGAAAAGGGCUGGCAGUAAUCAGGCCUGGGUGUGUCUAGCCCAGCUAAACCCCAUUAUGCAAUUUCACAGAUUUGGGGAUUUAUUAACUAUGGGGGCAAAUACUUUUUCAAAAAUGCCAAGUUGGUAUUGGAUAAUUUCUCACAGAUAUCGCUUUACAUUGAGAACAUUAUUUCCAGAAAUUAGACUUUGUUAUCUGUCAUUGUCACACAUCCCAUAUACUCAGUUGUGCAACACUUGAUUGUUGUAAACACAAUCAUUCAUUUUGUUUGCUUAUAUGUUGACAUAGUUUGCAUUUAACUCGAAUAUAUGCUCUCAUAUUGAAAGACCUUGUGUUGCAAAAGUGUCUUCAUGACUUUCUACAUUUAAGUAUUGGGACAUUUCUGCAUUUAUUAUUCCUGUCAGCUCUUUUUUUUUCAAAACUAAAGUUAUUUCAAAUGCACUGUUCUCCAACUCUUUUUGUUUUGAAACCCUGUCCAUCCUAUUUGCUAUAAAUAUACUCUACUUCAUGCUUUCUCUGCAUAAUUUGCUCUGUUUCAUUUCUUUCUCUCUCUCUAUCUCUUGCACAAGUACAGGGACAGGCACGUGCCUCAAUGCUGUUUAGCAGACCUUAUAUCCUUUGGCUUAACAGGCUGUGUAAGAGGAAAUUCCACAGGCUCAAAUGUUCUAGGCGAAGGCCCCAGUGUUGAUCAAGAACCCAGGAUCCCACCAACACCUCUGGAGUGGAAGCGUGGGGGCCAGGAGGAUUUAACUUUCUGUACCGCAGAUGGGUCUCCUCCAGUCAGCAGAGUAUUUUAAGUAUCUCCAUGGUCAUAAAAAUAAGUGUUACUCAAACGUAUGUUCAUAUUAAGAAUAUAUGAACCCAGAAUCAAACUUCCAUUAGUUCCCUUCCUGUUGUUCUAUAUCAAAAUUGUGUGUGUGAUGAAAAAUAAUACUUAAUCAUUAUUUUGUUGUUUUCCAGUCAAAAAAAAAAAAAAAAAAAAAUCUCAUCAUUAAAACAAGAUAAAGUUACUAGAGAAGACAAAUGUAAUGAUAUAUUAAAAUGAUUGUUCACCCAAAAAUGAAAAUGAUGCCAUCUUUUACUUACUCUCACUGUUCUAAACAUGCAUGACUUUAUUUAUUUAAUGGAUCAAAGGCUAGCAUUUCUAUAAUGAUAGCCUCAGUCACCAUUCACAUUCAUUAUAUGGAAAACAAAAGUUGCAAUGAAAGUAAAUGGUGGCUACGCCUAUCAUUCUGCCUAACGUUUCCUUUUAUGUUCCAUGAAAAAAAUAAAGUUAUAUGAGUUGGAACAACAUGAGGGUGAGCAAUAGAUGCCAAAAUGUUCUAUCCCUUUGAGACUUAUUUUCAGAGAAUGUAUCUUGAAUAACCUUUGUUUGUCUCACUCUAUUGGCAAAUAGCUUUUCUUGUUUUAAGCAUAAAACUCACUCAAUUUUGUUUUGAUUUUUGCCUUCAUUAUGUUUAAGCAUUCUUAUGACCUCCUUGAGACUUAUGAUUAAAAUGUAUCAGGACUGUUUUCAGGGACUUAAUUUGCAGGAAAUGUUCUCUAUUCAAACUUUUUCACCGACAAGGGUCAUUCUCUGAUAGGCUGUGUGUGUGGUGAUACUAUUUCAUCCAAGAUACAAAGGAAAGCUGUCAUAUAUGCAAGGGUUGAACUAGAUUGAAAAAUAUAAAGCUUCCUUCUUGGCUUCAGAGUGAACGUGUCAAAGUUAUAAUGUAUACAGCUGCCUAAACACUGUGGAGGUCAGAGGUGGCUCCUUGACUUUAUCUUUAGAAGGAUUUAAGCUGGUUUAAAGAACAGAAUGUUCCUGGUUGUGAUGUCACAAGAAUAAUACAACAUCCUACUCCUUUGGAAAUGUUCUGGAGGGCUUUUAGAUUUCUUUAGCAGUAGUCCAGGAAACUGUGGUUGAUGUUUCACUGAGCUCAGUUAUAUUCCAUUGGCUCAAAUAUCAAGUGUAUAUCAAACCAGCGUUUUGAUGCUUCACCUGACAGUUAUUCAGCUGUGAGCAGCAGAGUACUUUUCAAAGAAGAUAUUCAGUUUUUGAAGUGUUUGAUUUUUUUUUAGUAAGUUAUAUUAUUAAUGUUAUUAUUUGUUUUACUGGUUUAAAAUGUUUUUGUACACAUACUGUUGAGUCUGUCAGACAAAAAAUAAUAUCUGUUACUGAGCAUUUUGGAUUGGGGGCUAAAGAAACAUGGAAAUAUAUUUUGGCUAUAAAAUAUAUUUAAAUGCAGCGAUGUGCAAAAACAAAUAAGAUAAAUAACUGAAAGAUUUAGUCAGGAAUCAAGGGUAAACAAAGAGAACUUUAAUGCUUAAGAAAGUGAAUAAAAACUGCGGAUACAGUAACUUCAUAGAAAAUAAAUAAGCAGAAGAAAAUCUUAUUCACUCUUUAUAUUAAAUGAGAGUUCUGGAAUCAUUCUGGAAAUCACAAUCACACAACAAUUCUACUGCAUUCUUUAUUCAUGCUAAGUGCUUUUGUACAAACUGUGAUGGAAAAAAAUGUCUCAAAGGCAGAAUGUGUUUAUUUGAUAGACCCGUUCCUUCUGUUUCUCAACCACAUUGUUACAUAACUCUUAUGUACUUACAUAACGUCCUUUCCAGAAUUUAAUGAAGAAAAAACAGAAUUUUAUGGAUAAGUAGCAGAGUACCUGCACACAUCCACUAUAUGUGGCAUGUAUGCUUGUAAAGAUGGGAGGUCGUAGGGAGAAGUUUAGACAAAAUACUGUAGCUGUGUAAGUGUAAUGAAUCGUUGUGACCGCGUCCUUCAUUUAGCUCUUGAGGGACAGUGUUCGGCAACCAGGUCAAGAUUUAGGACAGGUUGAAGUUUAAAGGUUGAAGUUUAGUCUUAAUGGAUUCCGUUAGAAUCACUGGAAUUGCAAAACUUGCUGUUUUCAGUUUCCUCUGCCCAGAACUCAUCUCAUCACUUUAAAUUAUUAAAUAAUUUAUUAUUUAUUUAUUAAUGUAUAAAUAGAUCAAAUAUUGAUACCCCACCUAACCACAGAUAUAAACCAACAGAACCCCAUUUGGUCAUUACAAUACUAUUAAGUAACCAAAUAGAGAUUUUCUUAGUUGUAAUUUCCAUAUCUAUAACAUGUUCAAAAGUCUAGCAAUAAUCUUUGGAGACCACGGUCCUGUUAUCAAGAUAAAUAAAUAAGUAAAUUGGAGAGCCAUUUGUAAAGAAUGUAUGUUGUAUGUAUGUAUCGGUAUUAAAAUGACAUGUCAAGCAAAGGCAGAGCAGUUGCCUGCAGUGUAAUAUGGUAAUCUAAAAUUACUUCACAUUUCUUUUCUAAUUUGUAAUUAAACAUUUUUCAUGCCGUUUAUGGCUCAAUAAUACUUGAGACACCACAUGGAAUUCAUGAAUGUAAUGAAUUAAUGAGAAAUGUAUGAAAAUUGUCACACAACACAAAUAUUUAAAGGGGUAGUUCAUUCCUUUUAACAGAUAUCCCAGGAGAGAUCAUGAUAUCCCAGGUGUGUGUGACUUUCUUUUUUCACCAGAACACAUUUGAAGAAAAUUUUAACUCAGC
This is a messenger RNA of Xyrauchen texanus (razorback sucker), 7282 nucleotides long. Its product is annotated as mitogen-activated protein kinase 12-like. Gene Ontology annotation, biological process: protein phosphorylation; intracellular signal transduction. Gene Ontology annotation, molecular function: ATP binding; MAP kinase activity. Bases 841 to 1932 code for a protein of 363 amino acids. The transcript is spliced from 12 exons. Lineage: Eukaryota; Metazoa; Chordata; Actinopteri; Cypriniformes; Catostomidae. Gene Ontology annotation, cellular component: nucleus; cytoplasm. The record is from RefSeq and is a predicted model, not a curated record.